Messenger RNA from Saccostrea echinata, 1272 nucleotides. RefSeq names its product protein glass-like. Bases 1 to 1272 code for a protein of 423 amino acids. Gene Ontology annotation, cellular component: nucleus. The transcript has 2 exons. NCBI's taxonomy places the organism in Eukaryota, Metazoa, Mollusca, Bivalvia, Ostreida, Ostreidae. The record is from RefSeq and is a predicted model, not a curated record.
AUGUAUACAGAGAUCGACAGCUACACUCCCGCUGGAUCCUCCUACGAUGAAUUCUACUGUGGGACGGAUGACAAACAGUCUGACCUUUCAAGGUCACCGCUUGGUGUUAAUAUCAACACAUAUCCCAUGACAACCAUCGAGUUUGAGCAAAUGCCUAGUGUGUUCUCGUUUCCUCCAUGUACACCCACAAUAAAGGAAUUUUCUGUUUUCAAAGAAAAGUCUCAAGAUAUAGCAGAUGCUCUUUUGUCGCUAAAAAAUGCAGUGGUCAGACCGGGAUACAGCGGACAGAUAUCGCCAAUAUCUCCCACAAUGCAUCUGGGACAUGGAAAUGGAAACUGUCCAAGUCAGUCAACUGUGACGUAUCAUAAUGGUCCAUUUCAUCAUACAGGAGUUUACCCUCCGCAAAAUUCUGGUCAAUUUACCGUACAACAAUAUCCUGGAAAUGAUUCACAACAAAACAAUAUGUUUCCCUCCAUGAGUGUGAACGUGAGUAUGAGUAUGAAUGUGGGUGUUCCUCAUAAUAUGGGCAAUAACCAGUACUCGGUCCAGCAGUGGUCAAGUAAUCCGGCCCCGCCCCGACCCACCACACCCCCGCCUCCUUACCAAUACAACCAGUACGGUCUCCCGCCAGUGUCGCCUCAGUACAACACACCGUCUGCUAAUCAGUAUCCCAACCAUUAUUCUAUCUCACAUGAAAUGAGACCAUUCCCUUCACCGGAAACAAGGAAUUUUAUUUAUAGACCAACAGACAAUUAUAAGGAGGCAGCGCGCCUAUGUGCCGUUUCGCAAUGGAAACGGGCUAAAUUUCUUGGAAAUCGUCAUGGUAACAUACAAUGUGAAUCCUCGAAAGUUAACUUGUGUCGAAUAUGUGGCAAGACUUAUGCUCGACCAAGUACAUUAAAGACCCAUCUUAGGACACAUUCUGGGGAAAAACCUUAUAAAUGUUCAACUUGUAGUAAAUCAUUUUCUCAAGCAGCAAAUCUUACAGCUCACUCGCGGACACACAGUGGUGAAAAACCCUUUCACUGUCCUAUGUGUGAUCGAAGAUUCUCACAGAGUUCUUCCGUCACAACGCACAUGCGCACUCACAGUGGUGAACGUCCUUACAGAUGCAGGUUAUGCAAAAAGGCUUUCUCGGACAGUUCAACGUUAACGAAACAUUUGAGAAUUCAUUCUGGUGAGAAACCUUAUCAGUGCAAAUUGUGUCUGUUGAGGUUUUCACAAUCCGGAAACCUUAACCGGCACAUGCGCGUUCACUCCAGCAACGUAUAA